AUGCUGGGCCGGGGUCUCGCAGAGUACCUCUGGUGGGAGAAAGGCCUCAGGACCCUGCUCUGGACACAUUUUGCUCCUCACACACACGUGGAGCAGCAGCUGGGUCUGUUUGCUGUGUUCAGUGCUGCCCUGGACGUGGAGCUGUCGGAUGAUUCCUUCUCCCCAGAAGAUUUUGGCAUCGUCUCUGGCAUGCUCAACGUCAAGUGGGACAGGAUUGCUCCAGCCAGCAACAUGUCCCACACCGUGGUUCUGCGGCCUCUCAAGGCUGGGUACUUCAACUUCACCUCUGCCACCAUCACGUACCUGGCACAGGAGGGUGCCCAGGUGGUGGUUGGCUUCACCAGUGCUCCUGGGCAGGGAGGAAUCCUGGCUCAGCGUGACUUUGACAGGAGGUUCUCCCCUCACUUUCUGGACUGGGCGGCGUUUGGCGUGAUGACCCUGCCCUCCAUCGGAAUCCCUCUGCUGCUCUGGUACUCGAGCAAGAGGAAGUAUGACACCCCCAAGAGCAAAAAGAACUGAGCAGAGCCCAAUGCCAGCAGCAGCAGCAGCCCAGAGCUCGGGACAGGACACCCCCGAACCCCCAAGAACAGCAGCUGGGUCGGGAUCCAUCCCCUGCCAGGUGCUGCCUGCGUGGUGCUUCAGCCCUCUGGGCAAAGGAUUCGGUGGCUGCAGCAGCAGCUGUGAGGUGUCCUCUGUGUUCUAAUGGAGAAACAAGCAAACAGAACAAGCAGAAGUCCCAAACUGCCUUGUCCAGCCCCUCUCUCGUGUGCAGCUGCAGCAAUCUGAGCAGUGCACUGUGUUGGUGCCCAGAGGGGCCUGUCUGUGGGGCUCUGCCCCCUGUGCUGCCUCCAGCUCCCCUCUGCCUGCUGCAGU
This is a messenger RNA of Melozone crissalis (California towhee), 873 nucleotides long. Its product is annotated as translocon-associated protein subunit beta-like. The record is from RefSeq and is a predicted model, not a curated record. Gene Ontology annotation, cellular component: endoplasmic reticulum. Bases 1 to 519 code for a protein of 172 amino acids. The transcript has 5 exons. NCBI's taxonomy places the organism in Eukaryota, Metazoa, Chordata, Aves, Passeriformes, Passerellidae.